AUGGCUUUGUUCACUCUAUCAUCAAGAGCUCUGCCGGACGACGAAGGGAGUACGACUGCACCCCCACAAACAGGUAGUACUUGCGAACUGAUGAGCUCCUUUGCCAUCUUUGUCCAGCUCCUCCUCGCCACCAUCGCUUUCUCGACCCUCAUCUUCAAGCGGAGCAAGGAGAGACCUAUGCGGCCACUCAAAGUCUGGUUGUAUGAUGUGAGUAAGCAGAUUGUGGGUGGAGUGGUCAUCCACUCGCUGAACCUCUUGGCGGCGACUAUUUUUGGGCUGUCUGAACGCAAGGACAACAAUCCUUGUAUCUGGUACUUUUUGAACAUCUUCCUGGAUACGACAUUUGGAGUGGGAGUUCUGUACCUGUUCCUCAAGGCAGCGGACAAGUAUGUUGUGCAUAUGCGGAUGGAGGGACUCAGGACAGGAGACUACGGGAACCCACCUCAGUUUGAACGCUGGUGGAAGCAGACGUUGGUCUUUUCCCUUGGUCUUGUUGUCAUGAAGAUUGUCGUUGUUAUCGUUCUUACCUGGCCAUUCUUGUUCACGUUCGGAGAGUGGGUGCUGGGAUGGACAUUGCAGAACGAAAAGCUCCAGAUCCUGUUUGUGAUGCUUGUCCUACCCUUGAGCAUGAACAUCUGUCAGUUCUGGGUCAUCGACUAUAUCCUCAAGCAAAAGACGCCCGAAAAGUUUCCCAUCAGGAUAGAUGACGACGAGGAGGAUCUCUACGGACUUGUCGACGGACUGGAACACAACUCGGACGAUGACAGCAGGGAUAACGAUGAUUCAACAGAACACCAUGACAGGCCAAUGCGACUCCAACCUACUGAUAGUCGCGACAGUCGGCUGGAGGAGGAGGAUGAUGAUGAUGAAGAGUUUACAGAACUCACCUCUGCACCUAUCCACAGGCAUCAAUAA
Linnemannia hyalina is the source of this 915-nucleotide messenger RNA. The record is from the annotation of a GenBank genome assembly. NCBI's taxonomy places the organism in Eukaryota, Fungi, Mortierellomycota, Mortierellomycetes, Mortierellales, Mortierellaceae.